CCCUGUUUUUGUUUUGCGCAAGAUUAUGAAGUCGCCGAUGUUCAAUGCACAUUUUCUACGACCGGGUCAGAGGCCGAAGAUCUUAUCACUGCAACACUCAAAAGACCAGUUGGUUUUAAGGGCGUGCCCAUGUUUGCAGAUGAUCGAAGUGGACUCAAGGAUCUAAAUCCACAUUGCUUAAUCUCGAAGGACAUCAGCGACAUGGAUGAACGGACAUAUAAUCUGAGAAUAAACGAUUUCACGCGCUGUGGCGUACUUAAGAGAAAUGGAUUUGUUCAUGUGCGCAUUUGGUUCCCACAAUUCCCCGGCGUGGUAAUGCAGUCGGAUCAGGAGUUAAUCAUCAUGUGCAAGCCCCCGGAGCCAACAGUUAUAGAAAAUAAGGCUGCGGGAUUCGCUGGUUCAUUUCCUCAUGGUGCUCGUGUCUCGGGCAUAGUUGAGGAGAUGCCGAACAGAUUGGAAUACGAGGUGGCACUUUACAAGGAGGCGCCACCCAUAGCACGUGUCAGCGGCACCAAUAAUCCAGUUAGCUCAUCGAAUGAUCCAUCUCCACUUCUGGCCGACAAUGAUCAGACAGUGGACCAGGCGGUUCCUCUGGGCACCAAGCUGCAAUUGCGCGCACGCAUCAGCCAGUCCGUUUGGAAGUAUGUCAAGUUGAUGGAGGUAACUGUCUCGCCAGAUCCAGAAAAUCCACUGGCAACUGGCGCUGUGUCUUUGGUACACAAUGGCUGUCGUAAUCGGGAAUUGGCUACCAUAAUACCACAUCAGCCGGCCAAGUAUCGGGACAGGCCCAAUGAGGUUUUCCUCGACUUCGAGGCAUUUCUGCUCAGCUCAAUGAAGGAGAAGGCCACACUGUGGAUACACUCCCAGAUCAAGGCCUGCAUAGACAUGUCUGAUUGUACACCUGACUUCUGUGUGGAUUUGUAUGAGCCCUCGGGCCAUGGUCGGAGGAGGCGACAAAUAGAAUCUACAAGCACAACUCCAAUGAUGCAACGACCUGCAGCCAGUGGGAAUAACACUUCUUCUGUCUCGGAGUUCAAGCGAUUUAAAGAGAACAUCGAGUACACCGUUAUAAUGCCGGGCCAGGUUGAUAAAAAGGUGGGCUUCCUAAUCGAUCUGACGCAACAGUGCCGUGGCGCCCUGCUCAUUAGCUCGUUUUUUGUAUUCAUGAUUACGUUCUGCUGCUCGAUUAGCUGUAUGAUAGCAUUACGCGUGCAAACCGACAAAAAACAAAGAACACAUCAGUUCACCUCCGGGUUCAACACAGGUUAUUCUGGCCGAGCGAUGGUUCAAUAAACGUCACGAGCUCCAAAUUACAAAAUAGUUUUGCAUUUAGAAUUAGUCAUAGAGAUAUUUAUAUCAUAUGCAUUUAUCAUGUACCUUACAUUUAUUUAGCAUUAUGUUUUUAUACUCAAUGCAAAAGUAAUUUAAUAAAUAUUAGAUUUAUUCUA
Drosophila novamexicana is the source of this 1448-nucleotide messenger RNA. RefSeq lists its product as uncharacterized. The coding region runs from base 130 to 1293 and encodes 387 amino acids. Lineage: Eukaryota; Metazoa; Arthropoda; Insecta; Diptera; Drosophilidae. The record is from RefSeq and is a predicted model, not a curated record. The transcript has 6 exons.